Molecule: messenger RNA, 759 nt
Organism: Athalia rosae (coleseed sawfly)
Lineage: Eukaryota; Metazoa; Arthropoda; Insecta; Hymenoptera; Athaliidae
Gene: mRpL12
Product: 39S ribosomal protein L12, mitochondrial
Exons: 4
Coding region: 119-673 (184 amino acids)
Biological process (GO): mitochondrial transcription; translation
Cellular component (GO): mitochondrial large ribosomal subunit; ribosome
Molecular function (GO): structural constituent of ribosome
Source: RefSeq, a predicted model, not a curated record
GAAUCAUGGUAGAAUUUUUGGGGAAACUUGUCUUUUACUAGCUUGCGGUGAACAUUUUCGUUCGGGUGGAAUAAUUUCGAAAACAUCAAUCAAAUUGUUACCUAAUUGCUGUAAAAAUAUGAAUUCCUUACGCAUGGUAUUGCGACAAAACGUACGGCAGCUACGUCAAUUCCAUAAAUGUACCACGUCGCACCAAACUGCUACUUUGGCUCAGCCAUCGGAGCCCCUCAGCAUUCCGCAUCCCGAAGGAGUGGAGAAGCCAGUCAGUCCCAAAAUUGAUAGAAUUGCCACUGACAUAACAGCGCUGAGCUUAUUGGAGGUAGCAGAACUUAGUGAUGUAUUAAAAAGGAGGCUAAAUCUGCCCGAUGCACCCGUUAUGCCCAUCGGUGGAUUCGCUGGUCUAGCUGCACCAAAAGCUGAGGAUGAUGAGGAUGCUCCCGCAGCAAAAAAAGUACAAACUUCAUUCACAGUUAAGCUUAUGCAGUUUGAUGAGAAACAGAAAGUAGCGCUUAUCAAAGAAUGCAAAAGUCAAUUAGAAGGAAUGAACCUUGUUCAGGCCAAGAAGUUUGUGGAAAGCGCUCCAGCAGUUGUAAAGGCUGAUAUUCCAAAGGAAGAAGCUGAGAAGCUGAAAGAAGCACUUACCAAAGUUGGUGCUGUUAUUGAAAUUGAAUAAAUAAUUUUUAACUGUUACCAAACACAGCAACACACGAUUUGUAACUUACGUCGUAGAAUCAUAGAAAUAAAUGUACAUUAAACAAA